CUUUGUCGGCCCCACUGCGCGGAGAGCAUGUGAUGGUGAGGUGGUGACUGCUCACUGGGGACGGGGAAGACUGCACAGUUCUGCUCGGACAUGUCGGCCAGGUCAGACCGGGCCGGCGGGUACCGGGGAAAGAUGUCUGCAGACGGCCUGCAGCACCGGCAGGUGGCAGAGAAAACAAACGGACACAGCAGAAAAGUGCACGGUUUCACCAGAGAUUCUUCAUGUCUGAGGAGAACUGUGUCAACAUGUGAGGAAAAAGUCCCAGCAGCUCUGCCGCUGCUGCUGGAUGUGGUGUGGGGUCCGGAGCGUCUUCCUGCAGACAGGGACUCACAGGAAAUGCUGAGAGGGAAACUGCGCAAUCUGCAAGCUGACAGCACAGAGGUCAACGCUCUGUUCACGGAGCUGUCUACUCACCUCAUCUCCAUCGACAGUGAAGAGAAAGUCAUUUAUGUGACAUUCAAAACCUUUGAGGAGAUAUGGAAAUUCACCACAUACUAUUCAAUAGGUUUCCUGGGUCACUGCAUAGAGAAUCUGUUGUGGGACCAGAAGUUUUGGCUCAGCUCUUUGGAGGAGGACAUUGAAAUUAAGGUCUCUGUUCAAGAGGACACACUCCACCUGAUCUACAAAGGCAUUCUCAUGCAAGAAGGUUCGUUGUUUGCUAGAUGUAGUACCAACCAGAUGUUUGACAGCUCUACCUCUGGAGGUGAUCUGUACCUGGAGAAGGGAGACAUAGCCCAGUUUGAGCCUCCCUUCCUGGGCUCAGGGUGGACUGUCCUCUGCCUGGCCGAUGGAGCCCGAGGUACUGCACCCAGACCUGGGCUCGAGCUGGUUGUCCCUUUUCAUCAAUGGUUUCUCAAAUCCUGCACAGAGAGCAUUUUAAUUGGUGAUGGUAAACCCUCCUGUGACUUCCCUCUGCAGUUUGCCUCAGGAAGCUGUCUGGCCACAGCAGGGUAUGAUGCUGAGGGCCCGGAUGAGCUGAGUGUGGCGCCCGGUGAUCGCAUCGUCAUCGUUGGAAUCCUGGUGUCUUGUUGUGAUUGGUUCACAGCGAGGAAGGAGGCAACAGGAGAAGUAGGUUUGGUCAAGACAAGCCUGGUGAAGCCAUCCACUGACAUCCACAACUUAGCAGAUGUCUUUCUGGAUGGAGAGGAAGGGACAUUUUUCAAUCCGCAAGAGGACAAAGUCAUAGAAGAAACAAAGGCCUUAUUGAAGAAGAAAUCUGAAAAUGAUACUGGUCAUAACUACAAACUUGAUAUGAUCAGUUACCAAGAUGCUGAUAAAAUAAUACCAUUCAGCUCUUCAAGCAAAUCUCAGACUCAGCAGACUGACUUGAAGACAAAUAUUCAGAGGUUUCUUGAUCAAGGACAAAAGUCAUUGCCCCCAUCCAUAGUGACAAUGAACGGGACUUUAGAGGACACUGACCUCAAUUCAGAAGCCAAAAAACCAAGUCCUCCCUGUUUCAUUGUUCACCCGGUGGUAGAAGGAGACAACAACACGGAAAUCUUCAUUCUGCUUUUCGCUUUCUUGGAGGGACGAGACUACAAGAUAGAGUUUGGCCCCCUUUAUGGACUGAAUUCUGAACUCCUGGCCUCCUCCACCUUUACUGGUCACUCGGAAGAGGAUGAGCUGAUUGCUUUCCUGGGGGUUGCCAGGGAAACAGCCAGGAAGAAGCGACUCCUUUGGUCACAGACUCGUUUGUGCUUUCUGCUGGGCAAACUCUGUGCUGGAAGAUCAAAAUUCAGCCAGGCCCGGGUUUACUUUGAGGAGGCCCUCAGUGUGCCACGAGAAGGCUUUGCGGACCUCAGGCUUUUGGCCAGCAUCUACUCCAACCUGGUCGCUAUAUACCUUUUGCAGAAAAAUACCGAAAGUUUCUUUGCUAUGACAGAGCGACUUGUUGCCUUGCUAUUUGGGACCCCAGACUGUCUGGAAUGCCUAGUGGACAACUCUGCUCUUAAAUACAUCCUCAAGAAAGCCAUUCUGUCCCACAACGGGAUGGCAGAGGCACGGGCUUGUUAUCUACUGGCGAAGCACCACUGGACUCAUGCUGAAGGGGUACGAGUUGUUCCUUAUCUUGAGAGACUGCUUGUUCUUUGCACUGAAACACAAAGAACAUGGGGCAUCUCGACCAGUCACGAAUACCUUGCCCUGGGAAGGCUCUACAGCGAACUCGGGCUUCCCCACCUCAGUGUCAGUUCGGCGAGGAGAGCUUCUCAGCAUCCCUCUGCUACACUGACAAACUGCCUGAGCAGCAUGGCUCUACUAUUGAACAACGUCAACAGACUGAAUGGGAUCACAGAACAGGAAGUAACCCUCCCACCUCAAAUGGCUCCCUAUCUACACCAAGCCCUUUCUUCUAAAAAAGUUCAGGGUGGAGGAAGUGAUCAGCAACAUGUUUUGAGCCAUCAGCUUACCGUUAGUCUCUGCCAACUCUUUUGCAAGCACAGGAUGGUUGGACACGCUAUCAGCCACAUACACACUCUCAUUGACAGUAAUAGACUCCCACAGCGACUCCCCAUCUCAGUCCCAGAGAGAAACGGUACCCUCAUCUGGUUGGCAUGGCUUCACAUUGACAACAAGCAGCCAGAUGUUGCCUUGGAUAUCCUGGACUCUGUCCUUGCUUCCAUGCCUGAACAUUGCACUACCCUUCAGGAAGGUGUGGUCCUCAACAUGCGUGGCGUGGCAUUUCGGUGCAUGGGUGACCUCUGCAAGGCGGCACAGAGCUACGAGGCGGCUGUGGACGUCUGCCAAGAGUAUGAGGACAUUCCAAACUGGGCGGUAGCGCAGGCUAACCUGGGGCUGUUAUGUCUGAAGGCUAGAGCUAAAGAUCUGGCACAGAGACACCUGACUCAGGCCGUGCAGCUCUUCUCUGAGCUGGACGGAGAAGGUCAUGAGUCAAACUUCAUCACAGUACUGCUGGAGCUGGGUCAGCACUAUGUGAAGCAGCACCAGCUGGACUUUGGGAAAGGAUGCUACGAAUGGGCUCUACUGCUGGCUAUCAAUGCUAACCUGUUAGACUGCCAGCUCACUGCAACUAGACACCUGUACCAUCUGUAUGGGUGUGAGAAUCCAGACCAGGCCCAGUGUAUAAUCUACAGCCAGCACCACGUCCAGCUGCUGAGACAAACAGGAGACAGAGGACAGGAGGGAGAGGCACUGGAAGCCAUCAGCCAGCUCUACCUCAGUCUGGGAACAGAAAGGGCAUACAGGGCAGCCCUCGACGCCACCAAGACCAGUCUUGGUAUUUUCAUAGACCUGGGCCAGAGGGAGAAGGAGGCGUACGGCUGGCUGCAAGCGGGAAAGAUCUACCACCUAGUGGACCAGACUGAACUGGUGGACCUUUACGUGCAGGUAGCUCAGGAUGUUGCUCUGAGUACAGGAGACACCGGCUUCAUUCUGAAGCUUCUGGAAGCGGCAGGAGACAUUUUCUUCAACAGCAGCCAGGACCGGGACAAGGCUAUCACCUUCUACAGGGACCGGGCUCUGCCCAUCGCUGUGAAGAGCAGCAAUGUUCGUUCCAGGCUGAGGUUGUGUAAUAAAUUGACGGAACUGAUGCUCAGUCUCAAGCUUUACGGUGAAGCUAUGGAGUUUGCUCAGACCUCACUGGACAUCAGUAAAACUCUGGGUGAGUGUCUGAAUGAGCGAGUGGCUUGCCAUCGUCUGGCCUCUCUGUACCACUGUCUGGACCAGUACGAACUGGCUGAACACUAUUACCUGAAAACCUUGACCCUGUGUCCAACACCUCUGCUGUUUGAUGAGGAAACACUGUACUAUGUUAGGGUGUACCAGACGCUGGGGGACAUCAUAUUCUAUGACCUGAAGGAUCCAUUUGAUGCUUCAGGCUACUACCACCUGGCUCUGGCUGCAGCCAUGGAUCUGGGUAACAAGAAGGCUCAGCUGCAGCUGUGCACUCGCCUCGCAACCAUCUACCACAACUUCCUAAUAGACAGGGAGCUCUCUCUCUUCUUUUACCAGAAGGCACGGGCCUUUGCCGCAGAGCUGAACGUGAGGAGGAUAAAUAUCUCACCAGAUCAGCUGAAUAGUAGCACCUCACAGUACGAGACCACCAAAUAAUAGUAUGGACACUGGGGAGUCAGGUCUUUGUUUUACAGGAAAACUUUAGUGGAUGGAUAAAUGUUUGUGUUGUGGUACAGAAAUGGUUUUUCAUAAGACGGUCAUCGGUUCAAUUUCACCCAGUAGCCUUUCUGUGUGGAGUUUGAACGUUCUCUCUGGGUACUCUGGCUUCCAAUAGAAGAAGAAAGAAAAUAUUCUUUAUUAAUCCCUGUGGGCAAAUGAUUCUCUGCAUUUCGCCCAUCCCAGUGGGAACAGUGUGCUGCCACAAGUGUGCUUACCUAAAGGACACUUCGACACAGGAGCAGCCAGGGUUCAAACCAUCAACGCUACGGUUACCGGCGCACCUUCUCUACUCCAUACGUUUAGGUUAAUUGCUGAUUCUAAAUUGCCUGUAGAUAUUUUAGUGUGAAUGGUUGGCCUGCAAUCCAGGGUGUACCCUGUCUCUCCACUGACGUUAGCUGGGCUUGACUCCAGCCCCCUUCAUCGCAACCCUCAAAGGGCCCACUUGCCAUUAGAUCACCUGCUAUUGAAAAAUAAUGAUAUGUUUUCUGACACACGGGUCACAUGCACGGUCGACCGUGAGAGCUAAUGGAAGACUUGGUGGUGCAAAUUAGCGAUCUUUGUUUACUAGUGAACACAUUUCAUUUCAUUUCAAAAUGAGUAGGGUUGCUGGGCCAAGGUGUUGCUGCGUACGUUAGUGAGCAGAAGGUGACUUUCAGACUUACAUUGGAAGAGAUAAUUAAGGUCUCAAGGUGCCCAGGAUGUCCAAUCUAAUCAUUUAUUGCAUUUGUGAAACUAUGUUCGAUUCAAAUUUACAAUUCUACUUUACUCAGGCCUCAGGAAAAGAUAAACAUACUAAUCAAGAACACUAAAAGCUUUAACUGAUUAUCUGUUAUUUUGUUUAUUGUAAUUCUUCUAAACAAUGAAAAAACGGCCUAACUGACAACUCAAAAAAACAAGUACAUGAAAUUGUGUAUGUUCUGGUACUUUUGCGGCUUACUUAUUUUAUAGCGUUUAUCACUGAAUCAGAAAGUAACAGACAGGACACAACCCUGUUCUGCACUCCUGUUGGGAAUAAACCAUAUGACUUCCAUUAAGCAAAACAAACGUAAAUGCCCAAUGUAACAUCACUCUGUCACUAAAACUCUUCCCCAAGCAAAUGUUUGCAUCGUUAGUAAUAACCCACAGUCAGAUAUCUGACAGUAUCCCUCGUGUGAUGGUAUGUUCUUUCCAUCUGAAAGUUCAUCAGAGUUUCAUCAGUGUGAUCAAAUGUUAAUUAUAUUAUAUUAAUUAUAUUUUCUUUGAUCUAGAUUGAAUCUAUUUUUAUAUUUGUGAUAAUAACUAAACUGAAUUGCAAAUAAUGGACACAAAGCGUAUAAGUAUGAUGUAAGAUUUUUCCUCUUUUCGUGGCAGAAUGAGAAGAUAAGUUGAUAAUUUAUGUGGUCUAUAAGUUUAUAAAUCAACAGCAGCUGAUUAACAGUGUGUCACUGUUUUUCUCAUCAAAAGGCCAUCAUAAAUACUAUAUUAUUUUAAAGUAUUUCAGAGCAUUAUUAUUAUUAUUAUAUUAAUGCUGUUACUACACUGCUGCAUUUGAAUACCAAUAAAUAGUAUGAUACCAA
Messenger RNA from Gasterosteus aculeatus aculeatus (three-spined stickleback), 5687 nucleotides. It is a transcript of the gene sh3tc1, whose product is annotated as SH3 domain and tetratricopeptide repeats 1. Gene Ontology annotation, molecular function: protein binding. The record is from RefSeq and is a predicted model, not a curated record. NCBI's taxonomy places the organism in Eukaryota, Metazoa, Chordata, Actinopteri, Perciformes, Gasterosteidae.